AUGGCAGAAAUCCCCUUUUCUGAUUUCGCCACCAAUCCCUCAAACCCUUAUUACCUUCACCCCAAUGAAAACCCUUCCCUCACCCUCGUCACACCCCCUCUUGAUCAUAGCAAUUACAUUUCUUGGUCAAGAUCGAUGAGAGUUGCCCUAAUUUCAAAGAACAAACUUCGUUUUAUCGACGGAACCUUUGUUCAACCUGCUCAAGGUCACCUCUUGCACGAUCCAUGGCUCCGCUGCAACAACAUGGUCCUCUCAUGGCUUCAACGUUCUAUAUCAGAAAACAUUGCUCAAUCAAUUCUCUGGAUCGAUCAAGCUCAUGCUGUUUGGAAAAAUUUGGAAACAAGAUUUGCUCAAGGUGACAUUUUCAAAGUUUCAGAUCUGCAAGAUGACCUCUCCAACCUCCAUCAAGGAACCCUAGACGUUUCAACAUAUUUCACUAAACUCACCUCAAUUUGGGAACAAAUCGAUUCGCUUCGUCCAACACGUGAUUGCACUUGCGCCAUCCCCUGCACAUGUGGAGCUGCUACUGAUCUUCGGAAAUACAAAGACCAAGAUCGUGUUCUCAAAUUCCUCAAAGGCCUCACUGAUUCUUUCGCAACGGUUCGUUCUCAAAUAUUUCUUCUAGAACCCAUUCCCUCUUUGGAGAAAACCUUCUCCAUGGUCUUAGGUCAAGAACGCAGAUCUCAUGUGCCUCUCUCUGACUCCACUGAUAUCUCUUCGAUGGCGAUGGCUUUUCACCCUACUACUGCCUUUGGGGGAGCUUCAUCUCGUGGUCGUGGCAGAACAUCCCCAGGUCGUGGCAAUUUUCCCCCACGCACUUGUACUCACUGCGGUCGUCACAAUCACACUAAUCCAGCUCCAGCGAUCACACUAUCACCUCUCCUCCAGAACAAUCUUUGGCUUCCAUUCAACACCAAUACAACCAAAUACUUCAGCUCCUACAACAACAUCAAAUCUCUCCUGCUCCUAUCCCUGAUGGAUGCCCUCAAGAUGGUGCUACCCUCCCUAAUGUGA
Molecule: messenger RNA, 1014 nt
Organism: Vicia villosa (hairy vetch)
Lineage: Eukaryota; Viridiplantae; Streptophyta; Magnoliopsida; Fabales; Fabaceae
Exons: 2
Coding region: 1-1014 (337 amino acids)
Source: RefSeq, a predicted model, not a curated record